This is a messenger RNA of Acanthochromis polyacanthus (spiny chromis), 8893 nucleotides long. Its product is annotated as homeobox-containing protein 1-like. The coding region runs from base 785 to 2311 and encodes 508 amino acids. The transcript has 10 exons. NCBI's taxonomy places the organism in Eukaryota, Metazoa, Chordata, Actinopteri, Pomacentridae. The record is from RefSeq and is a predicted model, not a curated record. Gene Ontology annotation, cellular component: nucleus. Gene Ontology annotation, molecular function: double-stranded telomeric DNA binding. Gene Ontology annotation, biological process: positive regulation of DNA-templated transcription.
AGAAUUUCAUUGUACAUUGUGCAUAAUAACAAAAAAGCUUUUUCAUCUUAUCUUACAAAGAUGAUUAAAUGUGAACAUUUUCAGAAUGCACUUUUUGCGCUAAAAAAAGAGAAAAAAAUGGAGUUGUGGUCAUCUAUGGAUUAUUAUGCUGUGAUUUUACUGGUCCGGCCCACUGGAGAUCAAUCUGUGCUAAAUGUGGCCCCUGAACUAAAAUGAGUUUGACACUCCUGAUUUAAGUCAUUGUGAAGAAACUACUAAGAACUACUUGGAAAGUUAGUUUAGUAGCCGCAUGAGAAACUUGUUUUAUGGCACCUAUCCAGGUUGUUUUCUCAGACUGGAUCCUUUCUUGUCUUGUAUCUAUUCUCCCAUGUAGGAUGCCUUUGGAUAAAAACAUCUGCUAAAAAUGAAAUUGUAGAAACAGUUCAAAGAGCUGAAUCAACUCCUCUUUGACACAAACGGAGCACCAUAAAACUCAUUUUGGUGUGUCAUGUUGCAGGACAGUGUACUGAAUCCCAUCAUAUCCAUGUGUACCUAAUAAAGCGACGUCUCUGUUUACAGUAAACUCUCCAAACUGCGACUCCCGUCGUUCCUUGCGUCAUUGUGUCAACAUGGCGCCUGUCUGCCGGACAAAAGGCGAAUCUGUCUGACGGCGAAUUGAAGCCCAAUUAGAAGCAGAGGAGACAUUUUGGGAAAACUGUCAGUACCCGUGUGUCCCUGCGCCCCGAGGCGAUAGAUAUAUGGUCAAACUACCGUGUGUGGAGGCUCUUCUACUGGAAUAAUCAGGAUGUUCCAGCAGUGUGAGGAGCCUCGCUUCACCAUUGAGCAGAUUGACCUCCUUCAGAGGCUACGGAGGACUGGUAUCACCCAGGCAGAGGUCCUCCAUGCAUUGGACACCCUGGACCACCUGGACCGGCGACAUGGGCACAAAUUGGCCAAUAAACCUUCCUACAUGCCUCCUUCAUCUUCCAACACCGUCGCUGCCUCUUCCUCUAUGACUUCCACCGCCACUCAGACAAGUUUUCCCAACAACCGUCUCUCAUUGUCACCAAACAACACCUUCGACACCACCUCCCCACCUCUGCCAGUCCCAGUAGCCUCACCUGUUGCCAUAGCAGCAGUAGCACAGAAUGGUCUAGUUGCUGUCACCAAUGGGAAACUUUCACCACCCCGCUUUCCUCUGGCUGUGGUUAGCGGUACUGUGACCACACAGGGUUAUGGGUUUGAAGCCAGUGAAGAGGACAUAGACGUCGAUGAUAAGGUGGAGGACUUGAUGAGGAGGGACAGUGCUGUGAUCAAAGAGGAGAUUAAGUCCUUCCUGGCUAACAGGCGGAUCUCCCAGGCUGUGGUCGCUCAGGUAACGGGGAUCAGUCAGAGUCGGAUCUCCCACUGGCUCCUACAGCAGGGAUCGGACCUCAGUGAGCAGAAGAAACGAGCUUUCUUCCGCUGGUACCAGCUGGAGAAGACAAACCCUGGUGCCACUCUAGCCAUGCGAGCUGCCCCACUGGCACUGGAGGACAUGAUGGACUGGCAACAAGCCCCGCCCCCCUUUGGUUCAGCCCCUGGGGGCUUCCGUCUGCGUCGAGGGAGCAGAUUCACUUGGAGGAAGGAGUGUCUGGCUGUCAUGGAGAGCUAUUUCAGUGACAACCAGUAUCCUGAUGAAGCCAAGAGAGAGGAGAUAGCCACCGCCUGCAACGCCGUCAUUCAGAAACCAGGAAAGAAACUGUCUGAUUUAGAGAGAGUAACAUCGCUGAAAGUCUACAACUGGUUUGCGAACCGCCGCAAAGACAUCAAGAGACGUGCUAACAUUGAAGCAGCCAUCUUGGAGAGCCACGGCAUCGAGGUUCAAAGUCCAGGCGGUCAGUCCAACAGUGAUGAGGUGGAUGGCAAUGACUUCCCUGACCAGGGCUGUGAGGUGUCCUUGUUUGACAAGAGAGCUUCAGCCAGGCAGUUUGGCUUCGGUCGGGCUGACCUGUCUUCUCCCACCCAGGUUCCCACGCUGCUUCCAAGCUGGUUUUCUGCCCUGGGUAGAGGAGGAGUGGCUGCACAGAGAGGCGCUUCUCUGAUUGGUCGUUCCCUGAUGUCAGGGGCGGGUCCUCAGGCGGAAGGUGCUAGACUAACAGGUGUGUCCUGGUCCCCUCCUUCCCCCUCCCUCCAGGAUGAAGCCACCAUUCACAGCGCGCUGUCCGAGCCCCAGGACGGUUUGGAGAAGGCGGCGGGGAGUCACAGCAGCCCAACCCUGCCCAGUCAGGAGGAUGGAGCAGGGUGUAGCAUGGGGAAUGACAUCAAGACGGAAACGCUGGAGGAUGACUGAAAGAGGCGGCGGAUAUCGGAGCGAUGAACAGGUGUCAUUAUAUGCAAGCAGAUUUUAUAGGAAUGUAAUAAGUGAAAAAAAAUGACCAAAAGUCGUGUAAACUCCAACCCUGAGAUACCUCCCAACCCUACCUCCAACCACCAACCUGCUCCGCUACGCUCUUAUAGGCAUUAUUAGUGUAUUAUAAUAAUAAUGAUAAUAUUAAUAAUAAUGAGAAACUUUUAUUUGUUAAAGUGUUCCCCAUCUAUGGAAGACUUAAAAUGUCCAUAAAAACUAAUUCAACCAAGAAAGUGAAAACAUUAAUGGCAUUCAACUGUGAUGCACAUAUAAGGAAACACAAGCUGUGGCAAACUGUGUUGCUUUUCUUUGUUGAUUUUUUUAAUAUUAGGCAUUUUGAGUCUUCCUUCAAAGGAUGAUGAACAGAGCACGAUGCAUUGUACAGAUUUUUUCGGAAACUGCAUUUUUCACAGCAGGACAACACUGUAUUUGACAUGGGGUUCAAAUAGUAUCAGGGUCUUGCACUGUGAUCACAACACAACUGAACAGCCUCAAAAGUUAAGUUCAUUUUAACGGCUUGUUUUAAAAGAAUAUUUCAUCACAGGUCUUUAUAUUUCAAAUUUUCACUGUUGAUUCUGACUAGACAGUAGAAUAAGCUUGACGUCACAACAUGUUUCUGUGAGCCCAAGAUGUUUUUCUAAAUGUGCAAAAGAGAAAGAAACAGAAUGACCCUCCCCUCCCUGAUAACAUAAGCUAAAUAUAUGGAAGCUCUGAGAGGCCAAUACAAAUAAAUACAAAUGUUUUAUCAGUUUAAUAACUUAAUCAUUACUGAAUGGUAAAUAGCAAUGUUUAAAUAUUACUGAAUUUACUGUGCUGGCAUAAUUUAAGAAACUUUUUGUUUUCAGAGUCACAAAUUUAGAUCGGAGAGUUGCAGUUACAACUACAAUGACUACAAUGACUUCUUUUUACCCACAGGAAAUUUCAAAAUAUAGCUGAAGCUUUUUCAGUGGAUGAUUUUCUAAAUACAAUAUUCCAGUACAAUGAAUUCUGUGCUAUGUAAACAUCACCUAGUAGUGUUCAAUUGAGAUUUCACAGCCAGUUCUCCAGUUUCUAAUAAGGUUUAAAUCCUUACAGCCUCUCUUUGCUUCCAUAUCAAUCAUAAGCAAUUAAAAAAUACCUGCAACAUAAAUGUCGAAGGUAGCCAAAACUGUUGACAGAGUUGUAUAAAAGCUAGAAACCGGGACAUCCAGGUGAUCGGGUUUUCUUUUAUUCAUUUGUGCCCAGUUACCUGCUGGGUGACCUGGUGGAAUGAUUGAUCACUGUGAUCACAUAUUAUCAGUACAGAUCAGUCAGUUAGGAGGGAUUAGACAGUUUAAUGAAGCUGUUUAGAUACUACAGAUUAAAGUGUAAGAUGAAUGCUUACAUAUACUACAUGUGUAUGUGUGCAUACACACACACACUCUUAUAUACAGUAUAUGUACCCUAAUCCAUUUCUAUAUACAGUAUAUAGACAUAUUAGCUUCAAAUGAAAGAAACUAUCAGUAUGAGUAUUUCUUGUAGGUGAAAGGUGAAUGAAACUUUAGCCAAAGUAUUAUGUUUUGAAAUUUGUGUAUUUUCUGAGUGUAUGAUAGUCAUGGAUGAAACUAUUAUUAGAGGUAUGCUAAUCAAAGACACAUCAGAUGUGUCAAGUUAUUUCAAGCAAAAUGCAUCAUUUUCCUUUUAGGGUAAAUCUGUGUUUGUGCUCUAUAUGCCAAUGUGUUCUAAACACAUGCGGUUAUGUUUAAGUUGUAUUUUAAAUGACACUUUAUUGGAUCAGUACCAUGGUGCUUAAAUCCCUGCUGUUAAAGCAUUAAAUUGAUCACUAUGAGUGAAUGAUCACAGCGCCAGUAGGAAGAUACAAAGUAGUCUUUCCCUCCAAAAAGUAGUUUGCAUUGAGUAUAUUCUCUUAAAACAAAUACUGCAAGAAGCUUCUUUAGAUGAAAAAUGUGUUUCGAGUCGAAUCAUGGAUAUGUAUGUUAGUUACAGCCAUUGUAGAAGUCUGUUUUCUCCAUGAGGAAUUAUUAAAAAUGUAUUUGUUGUCCAGGGGUUACUGAAAUAUCGUUAACACAGUUUAGUUUUAAAGAUCAUAAACCAUCAAGUGCUUCUUCUAUAGUUUAUAACUAAACACGGUUGGCUUGUUCCGUUUCCCAGUUGUAUCUUCUGUUCAUCUCUUCUGAAAAGUUUUGCUGUUUGGUUAAAGUUGGAUGUCCUUCUCAAAGCAGUAAGAAUUAGUUCUGCCAUCAGUGGAACAAACUGAUUACCACCUUAAUUCUUCUAGUUACACAUCCAACAGAUGUGAACACAACAUUAACAUUCACUCAGAGUCUUGUUCUUGACAUCAAGUUCAUUUAUCUGUCCGCUUGUAGCUCUAUUAUGGUUUCCACUUGGGGUAAAACUGCAGAAUAGAUCUGGUUUUGAUGUGUCUCCUUUUCAGUACUGCAGAGAAAACAAACAACAAAGCAUACAUUAACAAAAUAAAUUUCAUAUUUGUUUCUACAUGAUGUCAGUAAUAAUAAUAAUGUCAAAAAUACCCCAAAGUGUUCACUCUCAAAUAUAACUAAAGUCAAAUGAAAACAAUUAGUCCACAAUGAACUACUAUUAACCAUUAAAGCUAAUGGUGCACUUUGAGCUCUAGAACUGCCUUGUCCUGUUUUCAGCAACAACUAACAAAUAGCCACUGGUUUGAAUAAAGUUGGAAUUGUCACUUGAGAAAAAAUGAGCAGGGGCGUAGUGUGAGCUCCAUAUGAUAGAUGGUUAAGCUUUAAGAGGCUAACUCUGCUGGCAUCCUCCAACUGAUUUUUUAACAAUACAAAAAAUUGGUGUUAGAAAAUGCAGUGGGUGAAAUGACAACCACUGAGUCUCUGGUGUUUGCAUUGGUGUGAUUACAUGUUGCUGUUCAGUGUGACCUUUUUUGGACAGUCACAGGUGAAUCUCACUGGUUAUUCUGUUCAGUUUUAGUAUGUCAGUACUGUAUGGUUUUAUGUUCAAGUGCCUUAUUUUUUGCAGUAUUUUAACACGGGUUUAGUGUGUGAUGAAUGACUUCUACAAUGGCUGUUCAUUUGCCACCGCACCACUACUAAUGCUAGAAAACUAAUCACAUGCGUUCUGUGACAGCCCACACUAAAGCGGCUUCGUUCAGACCGUUUCAUCGUUGUUCCUUACCAGGUGCUUUACAGGCUAAGCUACUAGUUCAGAGUGAAAAACGUUAACACAAUUACCUCACUCCCUCACCCUCACUAUAAGCUACACCCCGCAGGUUCCUCCACAGCUGCUUCAAUGUGAACCAGUUUGAACUGUCUAAGAGAAAAACUAAAUGUAGAGCUGACUGAUUCAGAGGAGACUGAACUGUGAUGAGGCUGUAUAGACGGCUCAUGCUGACUGAUCUGGGACAACAGAAAUGUCAGUGUCUUUUUUAAAAGGGAAAUUCCUUAUCAAGUUAGAGCUAAUAAAUGCUAAGUUUGAACAUAAAGGGAAUUUCCACUCCAAUAAUAAUAAUAAAAAAGACCUUAUUCAUUAAUAUGCUCCACCAGGCCAAUCGCUUCUGCCCCCAUCACUCAAUCUGGUGGAGUAUUAAAGGUCUGCUAUGUUUCAGACUAAAUGUCAGAGAAAAUAGAAAUUUUGUGGUGGAAUGUCUUUUUAAAUGUGUGGCAGCAGAGCUGUCCUGGGUGUCUUUGCUUUAAGCAUUUGAGAAAUCACUAAUCUGUUUUGUAGCUUUCUGUUAUUUGAUUUAUUUACACCAAAUUUUCAAAAUGUACUAUCCCAUUAAGUGCUACAUGUUUUUUUUUCUUUUCUUUUUAAUCUGCUAAGCAGAAGCCUUUCUGAAAGGGACCUAUAAUGCUUUCCCAUAUUUUCUGUCAUGUUUAUAUAAUGUUAUGUUGUUGGAUGUACAUGUUAAAUGUGGCCAAAGUUUCAAAUCAUGUGGCAAACGUGUGUAAAAUACGAAGCUUACAGGACAGCCAUGAAUUUAAACUACAGUCUUCUUGGUAAAUGGAUGUACACCUUCUCUCAAAUAUACACUAGGUUUAGUAGUAUUACAAGCAUAUAGUGUAACUCCAGCAUGCAAGUAAACAGUGCAGGGAGAUACUAUGCAGUCAUUUGGUGACAGCAGAAUGAGAUUUUACUAGCUAUGUUGCCUUUAGUAUUUUCUGACAUCAGAUGUUUUCCACUGCAGUCAGCCACACCUACAGUCAAAGUUUUGGACACACCUCAUUCAGCUGUUUUUAUCUAAUUAUUUUCUACAUUGUAGAUUAAUACGGAAGAGGUCAAAACUAUAAAAGAAUACAUGAGGAGUCAUGUUGUAAACAAAAAACUGCUAAUCUUCAUCUUAGUUAAUAGUUAAUAGUCUUAAUCUACAAUGUAGGAAAUUAUACAAAUAAACAAAAACCAUUAAAUGAGAAGAUGUGUCCAAACUUUUGACUGGUAGUGUAUACCUUCUAGCAGGACACAGAGAAAAAUCUUCUUAAACAGCUUCUGAUUGAAAGACUAAAUUGUUAUGUCACACCAUUUGCAAGAAAUCAGCAUAAUACUUACCAGUCAUUCUGCUGUAAUGGAUGCUUGUGCUGUCAACUUUUACCUCAGAUUGGACUCACACUUUACAGUUUGCUUCAGUAACCUACAUCUCAGUGAGAGAAUGAGGUGUUGCCGUGGACUGUAUAUAAAAGGUAUACCUAACCUCUGCGUCUAAAAGGUGAAGCCAAUGUGAAAGUGGCUUAAAUCUUCAUUUUCCUAAUGAGUUUAUGGUCCCCGUGCUAGCUUCAAGUCUUCUUCAACACAGCAUGAUGUUCCGUUUGUAAAUUACAGUCCCAUUUCGAGUAAAACAGGCGACAAAGGAAGGUUUGUAUUAGUGCAGGUUAGCCUUCAGAUCGACAAGUCAUUAGUGUAUGGGCAUGUAUAGUGUGUCCAUGUCAAAAGAGCAAGAUGGCGACUGUCAAAUUCCAAACUUAAUGCUUCAGAACCGUAGCUCACAAACCAAUAGGUGAUGUCAUGGUGGCUACAUUCAUCUGUUAUAGACAGUGUAUGGGUGGUGCUCACGAGCAAAGGCUUCCACACAGCCAGCCAACUGCAAGGAAGUGUGUCUUAGGAUGGGGGACCUGAGCUGAAACGGCUUGUUUCGUACAGUAGAUGAACUGAAGGGCUGGAAAAAGGGCCAGUAAAAGAUAAAUAAGGAUUUUUUUUAUUUUUUUUUUUAAAACUGUGAAUCAUACAAAGCUAAUCUACUGGAGCUCCAGUAUAAAAACACAUAGCUGGAAAUAAGCAUAAUGGAUCCCUCUGGAGACAGUUUGCUGUUUUUAAGUAGUUUCAGGAUGUCAGGUCAUUUCACUUGUCUUCAGGGUCUUCUCAUAAAAAUGUAUUUUGGAGGUCUGGAGCAGGUAUUUGGUGUUAGUUUAUGUUAUUUUCAGUAUUCUGAAAAUAAAAGUAAAACCAUAAACAGAAUGAGGAGCUAAAAAAAGGCACGUAAACCACGCACAUUAAUAAUUCUAAACCAAAAAUGUUUGAAUCUUGACUGACUUGAAAUUGGAUCUUUUUGUGCCAGAAAGUGUUUUGAGUUGCCUAAUAGCUCAAAGUUCUCAUGAAGUGGAAACAGAAAACCUUUGCUCUUCCAGCUUUGUCAGGACUGCAUCAGUCUAUUCAUGUGGUGUCUUUUCAUUGGUUCGAAUGCAGUUUUACCAUCUGCCUUUAGUCCUCUGUUGCCUUGUUGUACUGCUUUUUUUUUGAAAGGACAGGCUUCCUUCUCUGGAAUAGUUACCCGUACAUGCACCCGUGGCACUGACUGCACCUUCAUUUCACUGAUCUUUGCCCUGCCAAAUCCCACCACCUCUUCUUCUGGCGAUAGUGCUUCAGUAGACGGUACCACAGAUGUUUGGUUCAACAGCACUGUUUGAAUGUGAGACACUUCUGUCGGCACUGGGGUGCUAGUGUGACAAACACCAGGGUGCAUGUUGAUGAGGUCGCUAACAGGGUGGUAGAGGUUUGAUGUGAUAUUAGACCUGCUGUCUGAACAAAGAGAAGCACAAGAGAUCUGGUGUCACUGUGCUUUCAGACCGUUCAUGUCUUAGAACUGGAUGCUGUCCUUCUCCAUUAGUCAGUGUUGUUAGAUGCAGUCUGACAUUUGAAGAGUCGAAAUGCUGUUUUUUUUUUUUUUUGGGUUGUUUAUGUGGGGAAACAUGCAUCAUUCAUGCAGUCAGUAAAACAUAGAUGUUCUUCCAGGGAUAGGACACAUUACUUCAGUGAUGGACAUCAUCUCUAAAUAUUUCAGCAGUUAAAAACGGUGGUUGCCAAUAAACUCUUUAUAAAUUUCUGUAAAAUAAAAGGUAUCAAACCUCAGCAGGAUGUUGUAUCAGUUUGAUUUUUUUUUUAUCCUCUUCUUUUCUAUUUCAAGAUUUAGUGCCUUUUUUGGACGGUAGACUGUUCUGUAAUAGCAAUGUAGAAAAUCUACAUAUGCCUUUUGUUACUUUUUCAUCUGUUGGAUAAACCUUAUUUGUUAUUUUUAAGGUGUGUUUUUAUCAAUAUUCUAUUUACAAGGGAAUAAAAACUGAUCAUGCAGUG